Molecule: messenger RNA, 2108 nt
Organism: Cheilinus undulatus (humphead wrasse)
Lineage: Eukaryota; Metazoa; Chordata; Actinopteri; Labriformes; Labridae
Product: zinc finger protein OZF-like
Exons: 2
Coding region: 212-1672 (486 amino acids)
Biological process (GO): negative regulation of transcription by RNA polymerase II
Molecular function (GO): DNA-binding transcription repressor activity, RNA polymerase II-specific
Source: RefSeq, a predicted model, not a curated record
AGAGGGAGGAGGCGAACCCCUUCUGUCUCGAUGGUUUAAUAAACUUACAGCCAUCACUGCUUUAUUACAGACGGUGAAUUCGGAGGAAGAGAAGACUAUCGGAGUUUCUCGGUACAAAACAAACAUCAAGACUGUGUCAGAAAACGGAUUUACGGAGAGAUACCAACGAAGUGUGCUAACGUAGCUAGCCUGGAAGCUAACGGCAGCUAGCAUGGAGGAAGAGAAGAACAACAUAAACAGAGACAUCCUGCAGGUGGUAGUGAAAGAUGAAGAGGUUCUCCCUGAGCAGCAGGAGAGGAGCUCCAGUCUGGACCAGGAGGAGCCACCAGAACCAGCACAUAUCAAAGAGGAACAGGAGGAACUCUGGAUCAGUCAGGAGAGAGAACAGCUUCAAGGAGCAGAGGAGGAUGAUAUCAACGCGUUCACAUUCUCUCCCGUCCCUCUGAAGAGUGAGGAAGAGGAUGGACCUCAGUCCUCACAGCUUUAUGAAAACCAAAGUGGGGUGUACAGAGACACUGAGCAUUUGAAAACAGAAUCUGAUGGAGAGGACUGUGGAGAAUCAGAAGCAGACAGAGACUUCAAUGCAGACAGUCAUUUUCCUCCAGUUACUCCUGAGGAGACUUCAGACCUUUCUGGAUCUGAUACUGAUGACAGUGCUGAUUGGGAGGAGAGUGAUGAACCUCAUGAAGUUUUAAAUGAUCUACUAAACAAAGAAGUAACUGAAAGUGAUUUGAAACAAAAUAGUGGAGACACAUCAGUGAGCUCCUCUGAAUGUGCUCCAGGCUUUGGAGAAAAGAAAGGACAGAAGCAGCAUCAAGGAGAGAAACCACUGAGUUGUUCAUUUUGUGGUAAAACAUACCAGGGUAAGAGAAAUUUAAGACACCAUAUGUUACGUCAUUCAGGAGAAAAACGUUUCAGCUGCUCAGUUUGUCAGAAAAAAUUUCUCUGGAAAGUAAAGUUGAUGAGCCACAUGAGAGUCCACACGGGAGAGAAACCACUGAGUUGUUCGGUUUGUGGUAAAAGUUUUUCUUGUCAUGGAAAUUUGAGAGCACACUCCUUUACCCACACAGGGGAGAAACAAUUUAGUUGUUCAGUUUGUGGUAAAAUGUUUUUUUGCCAUGGAAGUCUUAGAAAACACUCUGUCAUUCACACGGGGGAGAAGCCGUUUAGUUGUUCAGUUUGUGGUAAAAGUUUUUCUCAAUAUGGAAAUCUGAGAACACACUCUGUAAUCCACACAAAGGAGAAACAAUUUAAUUGUUCUAUUUGUGGUAAAAGUUUUUCUCAACAUGGAAGUCUAAAGAGGCACUCCGUUGUCCACACAGGAGAGAAACCAUUUAGUUGUUCAAUUUGUGGUAAAAGUUUUUCUAGACAUGAAAAUCUAAGGGUACACACAAUGACCCACACAGGGGAGAAACGAUUUAGUUGCUCAAUAUGUGGUAAAAGUUUUUCUUCUAAUGGAAAUCUGAAAACACAUUCUGUUGUCCACACAGGGGAGAAACCGUUUAGUUGUUCUGUUUGUGGUAAAAGUUUUUCUCAACAUGGAAGACUGACAGCACACUUUGUUGUCCACACAGGGGAGAAACCGUUUAGUUGUUCAGUUUGUGGUAAAAGUUUUUCUCAACAUGGGAGUUUGAAAAGACACUCUGUUGUCCACACAGAGGAGAAACCAUGAACAUUUACUGAACCUCAGACUGUCAAAAACUACAAGUGGGCCAGUAAGAGCAUUAAAAAUGAAAAUGAAUUUUGGUAGUCAUCACAUAUGGCCUUUAAAGUACAGGGGCAUUGUCUGACAUUUGCUGUUUUGAAAUAUGAUUUGGAAAGUAAUUUUUUUUUCUACACACACAAUGUUUAUGGUGUUGCAGGGCUCUAAGUUUUAACCAACUGUGUGUUAAACAAUUUAUCAAUCAACUAUUGCACUGAAGAACAAAUUUACCCUUAGGAUCAGUUCCAAUUUCACAGACCUGUCCCAAUACAGUAAACAGAUGUUAGAUGAUUUACAAUUUAGAGUUGCUGAUUUCAGUAGUUUCUUAAAUUUGACAUUGUUGAUGUUUGUAUAACAAUAAAUAUUCAGUUGAUUGCCAAGAUAUGUCUCUCUUUCCCUUUUGACU